Messenger RNA from Caenorhabditis remanei, 1137 nucleotides. RefSeq lists its product as uncharacterized. Gene Ontology annotation, biological process: adenylate cyclase-activating dopamine receptor signaling pathway; sensory perception of chemical stimulus. Lineage: Eukaryota; Metazoa; Nematoda; Chromadorea; Rhabditida; Rhabditidae. Gene Ontology annotation, cellular component: heterotrimeric G-protein complex. The record is from RefSeq and is a predicted model, not a curated record. The transcript is spliced from 8 exons. Gene Ontology annotation, molecular function: G-protein beta/gamma-subunit complex binding; GTPase activity; GTP binding. Bases 1 to 1137 code for a protein of 378 amino acids.
AUGCGCCUUAUGGGCUGCGUCGGCGCUGGUGCAGAUGCCGAGGGCCGAGAAGCCAGGAAGGUUAACAAGCAGAUUGAAGAGCAGUUGGCAAAGGAUAAACAGGUGAUGCGAGCAACUCAUCGCCUCCUUCUUCUCGGCGCUGGUGAAAGUGGAAAAAGCACAAUUGUGAAGCAGAUGCGUAUUCUUCAUAUCAAUGGAUUUAAUGCAGAUGAAAAAAGAGAAAAGAUUAAAGAUAUUCGACGGAAUGUUCGAGAUGCUAUGCAGGUAAUUCUACGUGCAAUGACAGAAAUCGAACCGCCCAUCUCAUUGGAGGAUCCGAGUACGGCAAUUAGCCGCGAUCAUGUUCUACGAAUCACCAACGAUCCAGAAGAUAAUUACUCUCAAGAAUUCUACGAUCACAUAUUAAAAUGUUGGAGAGACAAGGGAGUGCUGGCAUGUUAUGAGAGGAGCAGCGAGUAUCAAUUGAUCGAUUGUGCACAAUAUUUUCUCGACAAAGUGGACGUUGUGCGCCAAGACAAAUACGAUCCAUCAGAGCAAGAUAUUCUCAGAUGUCGUGUGAUGACAACUGGAAUAUUUGAGACAAAAUUCGAAGUGGAUAAAGUCAGAUUUCAUAUGUUCGAUGUGGGUGGCCAGCGAGACGAACGGCGAAAAUGGAUUCAAUGUUUUAACGACGUGACGGCCAUCAUAUUCGUGUGUGCUUCGUCUUCGUAUAACUUGGUUCUUUGGGAAGAUAACACGCAGAAUCGACUACGAGAAUCGCUUGCCCUAUUCAAAAACAUCUGGAAUAAUCGUUGGCUGAAAACGAUCUCAGUCAUUUUAUUCCUGAAUAAACAAGAUCUUUUGGCAGAGAAAAUCAAGGCGAAACGAUAUUUGCUGGAAUCAUUUUUCCCGGAAUUCGAAGGAUAUAACUUGCCAAAUGAUGCAGUUUACGAUAAUCAAGAGGAUAAGGAUGUUGUCAGAGCGAAAUAUUUCAUUCGAGGAGAAUUUCUAAGGAUCUCAACGGCGAACAGCGACGGUCGACAUCAUUGCUAUCCGCAUUUCACAUGUGCCGUCGACACAGAGAACAUCCGUCGAGUAUUCAAUGAUUGUCGUGACAUCAUUCAACGUAUUCAUCUCCGACAAUAUGAACUUCUCUAA